AAAGCGUGACAGAAAAUUUCUGGAGAUUUGCGCUUUUAUUUUGCAAAAUCUAUUUUCUUGUUUUUUCGCGAAAUAUUAUCAUUGUGAAGUGAAAAUGAAUGGGGAUUUAGUAGCUUGUCCAUACAACAAGAGUCACUUAGUGGCACCAUUGCGAAUGCCACAACAUUUACUUAAGUGCAAGAAAAAUUAUACUGGAGAAUCACUUGCGACGUGCGAAUACAAUGCUCUUCACUUGAUACCCUUUGAAGAAAUGGAUGAGCACUACAAGAAAUGCAUUGAUUACAAGCGAAAAGUCAUGAAGGAGGGAAAUGACGAAUUUGUGGAUAAUAUGCAUGUUACUAAUGCAUAAAAUUUAUUUCAUCAUCAUUUUGCUUUUAUCAUAAAGUUGACGAAGUUUUUGUUUUACAAGGAUGAGGGAGGGAAA
Molecule: messenger RNA, 424 nt
Organism: Phlebotomus papatasi
Lineage: Eukaryota; Metazoa; Arthropoda; Insecta; Diptera; Psychodidae
Product: protein D7-like
Exons: 1
Coding region: 95-349 (84 amino acids)
Source: RefSeq, a predicted model, not a curated record